AUGUUUUCUUCAUUGUUUACAACCAGUCACUAUCAAAUACACAUUAUGUCUUCCUCUUUAUUCGUUCGUCAAUCUUUGAACUCCAGAGCAAGCGCUCGUUUGGGUUCUGUUCGUUUCGCAUCCAAUGGUAGUCGUUCUCCUCUAAAUUCAGGACCAUCAUCAGUUGAGACCGCACCGCAAGCAGGAUCAGAACGUGGAAAGACAACACAAACCGUUUUACCAAUCACUGCCGGUUUAUUGGCUUUAGGUGCAUUUGCAUGGUUUUUCACUUCAAGUGAUAAAAAAGCAAUCGUACCCGUUGGUGUAAAUCAAGUUGGCAGUCCUGAUAAACUUAAAUCGGGUAGCGUUGCCCGUGCACAAGAACAAAUUCAAAAGAAUGCAGAUGAUGCAACUUCUCCUCCCAAGAAUUAAGCAAUAAGCAACGACUGUUUUGUUUGUGUAGCAAUGAACUCUUUCUCUUCUCUCAAAUGCAAUUUGUAGCAAAUCUCUGUUUCUUUGACACGAUAAGAUUGAAUGAGUUGCAAUAAAGCUACAAAUG
Meira miltonrushii is the source of this 538-nucleotide messenger RNA. RefSeq lists its product as uncharacterized. Lineage: Eukaryota; Fungi; Basidiomycota; Exobasidiomycetes; Exobasidiales; Brachybasidiaceae. The transcript has 3 exons. The record is from RefSeq and is a predicted model, not a curated record. The coding region runs from base 1 to 411 and encodes 136 amino acids.